GAAACACAGACGUCUAUCUUCAGAAGAUGACGCUGGAGAGCCCGACAAAGCAACUUCUGUGGGUCCUCGUCCUGAUUGCUGUCUUGUUCACCUUACGAAACAUUCUCUGGUGGACGUUUGAGUAUGGCUUCAGAACGGGACUUCUUUCUGGAACACGGUGGUAUCGCUACACGUCGGUGUGUGAGAUUCCCGAUGACGUCAAGUCCGAUAUGGUGACGUUACUUUCCAAAAGUUUUCGAGCCAUGAACAAACUGGGAAUGUCACCUGUCGUCUGUUUCGGCACACUGUGGGGUGCAUUACGCUACAAUGACAUACUGCCUUGGGAUAAUAACAUUGACGUCUGCGUUCUGAAUUCUGACAUUGUGAACAACAUAACGUUUUCUAGUAUGGUCACAUCGUUUUGGGAAGAAGGCGUAACGUUGCAUCACUACAACCACUUAUCGGGAAGCUACAGGUUCACUUUCGAGAAGGCUGACGGAUAUAUUAACGUGUUUCACGACUGCACGGAACAUUUUUACGGAAGCCACUCAGAAAUAGGACAUGACUAUCCCAGAUAUUUGUCCAGACUCCCUCCUCCGAGAUGGGUCUGCCCCAGCGGCUUUGCCAACAAAAUGUUUGUGCUUACAUAUGACGGAUACAAGCCUUUCCCUCGGUGGUUGAUAGAGCCCCCAUUCAAAAAUGGCUCUGUGGCAGGGAUUCCGGUGCCAGUGCCCCACGACGAUUUUGAGAUGCAGAAAUAUUUGUACCCUUCAGACGAGUGGGUGGAGAAGAGACCUCGUGGAUGUUGAAAAUAUGUAUUCUAUCAAUAAGCAAUGGAAUCAGACGCUUGAAAUUAAGGAGGAUGUGGCGUUAUUGGUAUUUCCUCAAAGCUUGUUCAUUUGUCCUACUUUCGAAGAAAGACAUACCCGUCUGUCUUGAAUAACAGUCCAGAUGCUUGCAAUUGAAGGCGUCACCGGUAAAAUGAACGAGAAAAUGGCCGCCAAAGUUUGGUCACACCCAAAGCUUCAGAGUCCUUGGAAACUACUCAAUAACACUUUUUGUGCCAUUGAUCGAAGUUUUUCUGUGAAAUCCACACAAAAAUGUCUGUUUGAAUGGACAUGAAUGUGUUGAGCCACUAAAAGAAAAUUCGAAAAAGAUUACCCAAAGGGCAGAAAAAUGCCUUUUUCUUGGAUUUCACUAUCUUGAGGAGCGCCAGUUUUCAUCACUCUGCCUCACAAUUGUGUUAUGACGAGAUGAACCCCAGAGUUGAGAUAACGCUGAACUCCGUCCAUGUAAUUUCUUUCCAAAAUUUCAUUACAAUGAGUUCUAUUGACGAUCAGA
Molecule: messenger RNA, 1320 nt
Organism: Aplysia californica (California sea hare)
Lineage: Eukaryota; Metazoa; Mollusca; Gastropoda; Aplysiida; Aplysiidae
Source: RefSeq, a predicted model, not a curated record